This is a messenger RNA of Venturia canescens, 3673 nucleotides long. RefSeq names its product flocculation protein FLO11. NCBI's taxonomy places the organism in Eukaryota, Metazoa, Arthropoda, Insecta, Hymenoptera, Ichneumonidae. Gene Ontology annotation, cellular component: stereocilia ankle link complex; cilium; plasma membrane. Gene Ontology annotation, molecular function: protein binding. The record is from RefSeq and is a predicted model, not a curated record. Bases 317 to 3139 code for a protein of 940 amino acids. The transcript has 13 exons.
UGAUUUUACACGGUCGGGUUGUGCGCAGGUGUUUAUCACGAUACGAGCCAACUGCCGGCUCGAACCUUCGAAUCACCGUUGUUACCCAAAUCCUAUAUAUAUUUCCAACUCCUGCCGAGGAUCUAUUCAAUUCUCCAUUCUAGAAACUGGGAUAUCGUUCCAAGACUCUGCUUGGACCAUGUUCUUCGGGCGAAAAGUUUUUUAACGUGACCCGGUGCUGAGUGAUCGAAAGGCGAUUUUUUCGUCGUUUACAAGAGAGUGCGAGAGAGGAGACGAGCGUAUAUGUUCGAAGAAGGGCGAUACAUGGAAUCGCCUCAUGGAUAAUAACAUGACUACCGCGGCCUACAUGUCUGGACGAUCGUCGAGCGCCUCGAGCACGGGGACCGGUUCAUCGGCCGGUGGUGCUCCCGGAACCGGAAGCACCAGCGACGGUAGGAUGGCCGUCAUAGGGGUUACCAGAAAUGUGCGAUUGCGCCGCGGCUAUCCCGGCUUUGGUUUUUCACUCAGAGGCGGCCUCGAAUACGGGGCUGGAUUCUACGUCAGCGAUGUCGAACCCGGAGGCGAAGCUCAUAAAAUGGGCUUGAGGGUAGGAGAUCAAAUCUUACGAAUGAACGGACAUCCUGUUGAAGAUGCCGUACAUCGCGAAAUCGCUCUUUUGGCGAAACAUCGACAGGACUUGGUACUCAAAAUUCGAAGCGUCGGCAUGAUACCCGUCAAAGAUAAUCCCAACGAUCCGGUAACGUGGCAUAUGGUUCAGCAGCAACAUCACCAACAACAACAACAACAACAACAACAACAGCAGCAGCAGCAGCAGCAGCAACAACAACAACAACAACAACAACAACAGCAACACCACCACCACCACCACCAGCAGCAACUGCAACAACAUCCGCUUUACAAGGGAACCGCCGCCGUCGCCCCGUCUUACAACCAAGUCCGUCUUAGAAUUCAUGUUGGCGAAAAGGGACGACUCGGUUGCGGAGUUUGCAGAGGAAUCGUCCCGGGUCUCACGGUUCAGGGAACUCGCGAAGGUGGACCAGCUCGGGCCGCCGGUCUCAAAGCCGGUGAUGUAAUAAUCUGGUGCAACGGUCAACGUCUGACAAAUAUUCCAUUCGAGCGAGCUAUCGAGGUGAUGCGAGGUGCCGAUAUUCUCGAGGUCGUUGUCAAUCGACCGGUAAUUACGCAUCCACCCUACGAUCAUCCGACAAUACGCGCUUCCCCCGGUUACGACAUGACUCGCUCUUUUGGACCGUACAAUAAUCCUCCCUCUGGCAUUAUAAACUUGAAGGGCGGUUGGCCUAUGUCAAUGUCAACGAGCAGCUGUUCAUCUUCCGAUUGGAGCAGUUCGAGCGAUCAACCACCCACGGAAUGGUCGAGAAAAUCAAACAACACAACGGUUAUAAGAGUCAAUCAGAACACGAACCCGGGGUAUUUGUGUCAUCCGGCUUAUCGUCAGAAUCACUCUGCCGCCGGUUCGAGACUCGAGGACGAAGAGCCCUUGUACGAUCCUGUCGCUCCGCGAGAUUACGAGUCUCACGAUUUCGACGCGAAUCCGCGCGACAACAGAAAUUGUCGUACUUCUUACGUUCGGGACAAUGCCUCGACGAUAUACGAUUCUCCGCCUGUCGACGAGCGUAACGCUUACAAUAUUCCUAAGGAAAAUGGACGUCAACAGGAGAACCACCGUCUCGGCGAUGGUCAGUCGAACGAAAGGAAGAGCUCGACGGUCACGACGGUGGAAGUACAUCAGAGCGCUUGUCCACCGGCCCCACCGUGUAUGCCACCCCCAAUGCCUCACAAAUGGCAGCCAGAAACAAAGCAAAUGAUCGCGAUGGGUGUUCAAAUGGGGAGCACACUGUCAAUGGGAAGUACCGGAUCAACGGAAACGGAAUCGAGUUUGGAAUCGUCUUGUGGAAAAGAUUCGGCCUCGACAUCCUCAUCGGUAUCGACGUCAUCGUGCGAACCUGCGUCGACCGGGUCGUUCGCUUCGACAACACCGGGCUCCGUCGGAUGUGCCAUUAAAACGUCAGAACCUCCCCGAGUGCCACGACCUUGCACCAUGACCAAUUCACCUUCACCCAAUACCGAUCUUGGUGCUGCUAUUACUCAAGAAUUACAGAGGCGAGCACAGCAGAGACUCUUGAACGCCGCCAAGGCCGAAGCAGCGAGAGAAAUAUUAUUGUCCGAACCGAAGAAAACGCACAAUCCGGAAGCACUCAGAGCACAAGAGAAUAAAGUCACGCACGACAAAUUGAUGGAAGAAUUCAAACGCGCCCAUCGUAAAAUGUUCAAUGGCAAUCCGCAGCGAAAUCAACUUCCCGAUCAGCCAGACGAAAAGGAACAGGAGAAACGAAUAACGAAUGGAACAUCUGGCGGUCCACCUCCUCCGCCACUUCCGGCCUCGGUUCAAUCGUCAACCGCGAAGAGCCCCGAAGAAGAUGCGGUCGAGAUGCAAAGUAUCGAGUCUUUCAAGUUGAAAGAAAGCCCAAGUCCGUUGAUACCUAAACCUCCGUCGACUUAUUUUUCGCUGUCAAAUUCAGGCGCAAAUUCGCCAACCUCAUCGGCCGGAAGUCCCAGGCACGCAACUUCACCGGCCAAAAGUGCGUUGCAUUCCAAUGGCUAUGCAUCGAAUCAAUCUGUAAAUAGCAAUAACCUAAAUCGGACGACGUUCGACCAAAAGACCAAAAGUUCAUCGGGUGAAAAAGUUGCAUCGGCGGCGAUGCCAGUGUCGAGCUUCGGACCGGGAAAAGUCGCCGUUAGGAUCGGCGCUUACGAGGGCGAAACGAAACAGCCUUCGAGAUUGGAUUUUUUGCCGCAAACACCGCCCCGAGCUCCCGAAUUACCAUCGACCAAAAUUAUACCCGAAGAAGUCGUUGACGGUCCCGUUGUCUCUAGACUUCAAAAUGAAUUGGCUGCUACUCUACAACGCUCGAAUCUUCGCAAAAAAACUGAAGCGGAAGAGAACACCGUCGCUAAAUCAAUUCCCGAUUGUUCCGUGACUCCGGUGGAUCCGAUUCAAAAUUCGAGUCCAGACCUCGAGAACGGAGUUUCCCUUCUACAGAGCAACGUUGAAAAGCUUGCAGCAGCUUUGUCCAACAGAGUGACGAUAAAAGUCAGUCCUGAAAAUGGUUCGCGAUAAGAUUGAACAUUUUAUUAUUGCACGACGGGCAAACCUCGAGCGAUUUUUGAGAAAGAAAGAGAGAAAAGAAAACGGAAGGGCCAAGGUUGAAUUCCACACACGGAGUUUGGACAACGUCGUUGAGCUUUUUUUUCGAACGAAAAAUCGAAGAAUCGAUAAUUUCGAUACUUUUGUAUGUAUUUAAUUUACCGAGAGAAAAAAGAAAAAAAAUUUCCUCCAAGCAAACCACCGAGAGCCUAUUGGUAGGUAAAAAAAUCAUACUGCGGUCAGUUGUGAGAGAAAAAACAUACUCGAUACUCUUUGAUUCUUUUUUUAUGCCUCAUCUAUUAUGUAUUAAUUGAUUUUUAUAUAUGAAUUUAAUACCUUUUAUAUAUAUAAAUUAUAUAUAAAUACAUAACGCGUACGAUAUCAUAGGUACGCGUGAAUUUUAUACAUUUACCAACGAUACCAUCGGGUACCUUAAAAUCAUUAGUCACAUAGAUAUACCCGCAUAAUAAAUAUAGAAUAAACCCUAGAAUAUUUUACGUAUCAUAA